AUGUCGGCCGUGGUAGCUCAGACGCUGCAUGUUUUUGGUCUUCGAUCCCACGUGGCCAACAAUAUCUUCUACUUCGAUGAACAGAUCAUUGUAUUUCCUUCAGGAAAUCACUGCGUGAAGUACAAUGUGGAUCAGAAAUGGCAAAAAUUCAUUCCAGGCUCAGACAAGAGUCAGGGCAUGUUGGCCUUGUCCAUCAGUCCCAAUCGGCGGUACCUCGCUAUCUCUGAGACUGUGCAAGAGAAACCUGCCAUCACCAUUUAUGAAUUGUCAUCCAUCCCUUGCCGGAAGCGCAAAGUUCUUAAUAAUUUUGACUUCCAAGUUCAGAAAUUUAUUAGCAUGGCUUUUUCUCCAGACUCCAAAUACCUAUUGGCUCAGACAUCACCUCCAGAGUCAAAUCUUGUCUAUUGGCUGUGGGAAAAACAGAAAGUAAUGGCUAUUGUUAGAAUCGACACUCAGAACAACCCUGUCUACCAGGUGAGCUUCAGUCCGCAGGAUAACACUCAGGUGUGUGUCACUGGAAGUGGGAUGUUUAAGCUUCUCCGUUUUGCCGAGGGAACCCUGAAGCAAACCAACUUUCACAGGGGAGAACCCCAAAACUAUCUAGCCCACACCUGGGUGGCUGAUGACAAGAUUGUCGUUGGCACUGACACAGGCAAACUCUUCCUCUUUGAAUCUGGAGAUCAGCGUUGGGAGACCAGCAUAAAGGUCAAGGAACCUACCGAUGGCUCAAAGAGCCUGGAUGUCAUCCAGGAAUCAGAGAGCCUGAUUGAAUUUCCGCCAGUCAGUUCUCCACUCCCUUCCUAUGAACAGAUGGUGGCGGCCAGUAGCCACAGCCAGAUGUCCAUGCCCCAGGUGUUUGCCAUUGCAGCCUAUUCAAAGGGAUUUGCCUGUUCUGCUGGGCCAGGGAGAGUUCUGCUGUUUGAGAAGAUGGAAGAAAAGGAUUUGUACCGUGAGAGCAGAGAAAUCAGGAUUCCUGUGGACCCUCAGAGCAAUGAUCCAAGUCAGUCCGACAAACAGGACAUUCUCUGCCUGUGCUUCAGCCCCUCAGAGGAAACUCUGGUUGCCAGCACCAGUAAGAACCAACUCUACAGCAUCACCAUGUCCCUGACAGAGAUCAGCAAGGGGGAGCCUGCUCAUUUUGAGUAUUUGAUGUAUCCAUUGCACUCAGCACCCAUCACCGGUCUAGCUACCUGCAUCCGCAAACCCCUUAUAGCCACCUGUUCUCUGGAUCGAUCCAUCCGCCUUUGGAAUUAUGAAACAAACACUCUGGAACUAUUUAAGGAAUACCAAGAAGAGGCAUAUUCCAUCAGCCUUCAUCCAUCUGGACACUUCAUCGUAGUAGGAUUUGCUGACAAACUACGCCUCAUGAAUCUACUCAUUGAUGAUAUACGUUCUUUCAAAGAAUACUCUGUUAGAGGAUGCAGAGAGUGUUCCUUUAGCAACGGAGGUCACCUGUUUGCUGCAGUCAAUGGAAAUGUGAUUCACGUUUACACCACCACGAGCCUAGAGAACAUCUCAAACCUGAAAGGACACACAGGGAAGAUUCGCUCAAUUGUGUGGAAUGCAGAUGAUAGCAAACUGAUUUCUGGUGGCACAGAUGGUGCUGUGUAUGAAUGGAAUCUGUCCGCAGGAAAGAGAGAGACAGAAUGCGUGCUCAAGUCUUGCAGCUACAACUGUGUUACUGUCUCCCCCGAUGCCAAAAUUAUCUUUGCUGUUGGAUCAGACCACACCCUCAAGGAGAUUGCGGAUUCCUCGAUCCUUCGAGAGAUAUCAGCGUUUGACGUCACCUACACCGCCGUUGUCAUCUCGCAUUCCGGACGCAUGAUGUUUGUGGGCACCUCGGUGGGAACCAUUCGUGCCAUGAAGUACCCUCUGCCUCUGCAGAAGGAAUUCAACGAGUACCAGGCCCAUGCCGGUCCUAUCACCAAGAUGUUGCUUACCUUUGAUGAUCAGUUCCUGCUGACUGCUGCUGAGGAUGGCUGCCUGUUCACCUGGAAGGUCUUUGAUAAGGAUGGCCGGGGAAUCAAGCGAGAGAGGGAGGUGGGCUUUGCCGAAGAGGUGCUUGUGACUAAAACAGACAUGGAAGAAAAGGCUCAGGUUAUGUUGGAGCUAAAGACUCGUGUGGAGGAAUUAAAAAUGGAGAAUGAGUAUCAACUCCGACUAAAGGACAUAAACUAUUCUGAGAAGAUUAAGGAGCUAACAGACAAGUUCAUCCAGGAAAUGGAAUCCUUGAAAACAAAAAACCAGGUCUUAAGAACCGAAAAAGAGAAGCAGGAUGUUUAUCACCGUGAGCACAUAGAAGACCUCCUAGACAAGCAAAGCCGGGAACUGCAAGACCUGGAAUGUUGCAACAACCAAAAGUUGCUUCUAGAAUAUGAGAAGUACCAGGAGCUGCAGCUCAAGUCCCAGAGGAUGCAGGAAGAGUAUGAAAAACAGCUCCGGGAUAACGAUGAGACCAAGAGCCAGGCCCUGGAGGAGCUGACUGAGUUUUAUGAGGCAAAACUGCAGGAGAAAACCACCCUUCUGGAAGAGGCACAGGAAGACGUCAGGCAGCAGCUGCGGGAGUUUGAAGAGACCAAGAAGCAGAUUGAGGAAGAUGAAGACCGAGAAAUCCAAGAUAUCAAAACCAAGUAUGAGAAAAAGCUUCGGGAUGAAAAGGAAUCAAACCUGCGGCUCAAGGGAGAAACAGGCAUCAUGAGGAAGAAGUUCAGUAGCCUACAGAAGGAGAUUGAAGAACGAACCAAUGACAUUGAGACCCUAAAAGGAGAGCAGAUGAAGCUGCAAGGAGUCAUUAAGUCUCUGGAGAAGGACAUCCAAGGCCUCAAGCGAGAGAUCCAGGAAAGAGACGAGACUAUUCAAGACAAGGAGAAGCGAAUUUAUGAUCUGAAAAAGAAAAAUCAAGAACUAGGGAAAUUCAAGUUUGUGCUUGACUACAAAAUAAAGGAGCUGAAGAAGCAAAUAGAACCUCGAGAGAAUGAGAUCAGGGUGAUGAAGGAACAGAUUCAGGAGCUAAAGUGGCCCCAGAGGGUCGAGAUUCACUCAUACAACUUCACAAAGCAAGCGAGGAAGGUGCUUCUCUGGGGAACCCUGCCUCAGAUGGAAGCCGAACUGGAGAAUUUCCGUAAGCAGAACACUCAACUGGAGCUGAACAUCACAGAAUUGUGGCAGAAACUGAGAGCCACCGAUCAGGAGAUGCUCAGAGAGAGACAGAAGGAGCGAGACUUGGAAGCGCUGGUCAAAAGGUUUAAAACAGACCUCCACAACUGCGUGGCCUAUAUUCAGGAGCCGCGGCUGCUGAAGGAGAAGGUUCGAGGUCUCUUUGAGAAGUACGUGCAGCGAGCAGACAUGGUGGAGAUCGCAGGGCUGAACACAGACCUGCAGCAGGAGUACACCCGGCAGCGGGAGCACCUGGAGAGGAACCUGGCCACUCUCAAGAAGAAGGUGGUCAAGGAGGGUGAGCUGCACCGCACAGACUACAUCCGCAUCAUGCAGGAAAAUGUCUCUCUGAUCAAGGAAAUUAAUGAGCUCCGCAGGGAGCUGAAGUUCACUCGGUCCCAAGUCUAUGACCUUGAAGCAGCUCUGAAACUGACCAAGAAAGUCCGACCACAAGAAGUUUCAGAGACAGAACCCAGCAGGGACGUGCUCAGCACGGCUCCCACCGCAAGGUUGAAUGAGCAAGAAGAAACUGGGAGGAUCAUCGAAAUGCAACGCCUAGAAAUCCAGCGCCUCAGAGACCAGAUCCAAGAGCAAGAGCAGGUCACAGGGUUCCAUGCCCUCGCUGGAGUCCGGCUUCCUUCCCUCUCCAACUCCGAGGUAGACUUAGAGGUGAAGACCAACUGACCCCCUCUGGUGAGCCAUCUCCAGCCACAGCCAGAAGAAACACAGCAUGUCUGUCCCCAAGCCAGACUUGCGGUUGGAGUCUGUAUGGUCCCUGCAGCACUGACCCCAGCAACCUCUUUCUCUUGCCCUGGGGAAUUUGGGACACAGAAUAAAGGUGUUUGCCC
Nomascus leucogenys (northern white-cheeked gibbon) is the source of this 4004-nucleotide messenger RNA. The record is from RefSeq and is a predicted model, not a curated record. Lineage: Eukaryota; Metazoa; Chordata; Mammalia; Primates; Hylobatidae.